This is a messenger RNA of Pochonia chlamydosporia 170, 213 nucleotides long. RefSeq lists its product as hypothetical. The record is from RefSeq and is a predicted model, not a curated record. Bases 1 to 213 code for a protein of 70 amino acids. The transcript has 4 exons. Lineage: Eukaryota; Fungi; Ascomycota; Sordariomycetes; Hypocreales; Clavicipitaceae.
AUGGGGAUGAUCGACGCAAAGAACAAGGUGCCUCAGCACCAGCGCUUUUACCAGCAGGCAUACAAGGCUCAUACCCGCCUCUGGAUGAUCGGCUCCCGCAGCCGUUGGUACAUGACCCCUUACCUCAUUGUUCUUUGGGGAGGAUUCGGAGCUACUAUGUAUGCUGCCGGACGAAAGAUCACUGGCCACAAUACCUGGUUCGGCAAAGACUAA